AUGCCUCCCCGCAUCCCCUCCGAAGCAGACUUCCACCCCCUAACCACCCUCCUCCCCCACGCCCUGCACUUCCCCUCCCCCCGCGAGGCAACAACCUCCAUCCUCAUCCUCCUCCACGGCCUCGGCGACAACGAAGCCCCCUUUGCCGCCUUUGCGCGCAACAUGUCCCUCCCGGGCGUCCUCGCCAUCUCCGUCCGCGGCACCGCGCGCCUUCCCGCCGGCAUCCUUGAUUCCGGAGGACAUUCUUCUUCUUCUUCUUCUUCUCCUUCUUCUUUUCACUGGGGGGAUGACUUGAGCGUCGACUCAGACACGGGCGACUUGCAUCCCGAUCCGGGCUUUGACAAGGCAGCGGGCCUCAUCAUGAAUAAGCUCGUCAAGGAGGUCCUGCUCGACAAGUGCGGUUGGGAGAUGAAUGACAUUCUGCUGUUUGGAUUCGGACAGGGAGGAUCGCUUGCGCUGGGCCUUGCCUCUCGCCUCCGCACCAUAGAGCGCAUCAUUGACAUUUCAUCCUCCUCCUCCUCCUCCUCCUCCGACGGGACUGAUGGGCAAAAGAAUAGGGAAAAGGAAAAGGAAAAGGAGCUCGGAAAGUCGUUCAAGGGCGUCGUCUCCAUCGGCGGGCCCCUCCCGCAGUCCAUGGUGCCCUCGCUGAGCAGCCGCGACAAGAGCAAGACGCCUGUGCUCGUGUGUCAGUUGGACGACGACGAGGCGGAUGCCGUAAAGCGCGAGUUUGCAGAUGUGAGGGUCGUCAGGUGGAGGAGGAGGGAGGUGGCUAUGCCGAGGGACAGGGAGGAGAUGUUCCCCAUCAUGAAGUUCAUUGCGGACCAGCUGAAUAAGGGCUUUACAUAG
Molecule: messenger RNA, 846 nt
Organism: Trichoderma reesei QM6a
Lineage: Eukaryota; Fungi; Ascomycota; Sordariomycetes; Hypocreales; Hypocreaceae
Exons: 1
Coding region: 1-846 (281 amino acids)
Biological process (GO): protein depalmitoylation
Cellular component (GO): cytoplasm
Molecular function (GO): carboxylic ester hydrolase activity; palmitoyl-(protein) hydrolase activity
Source: RefSeq, a predicted model, not a curated record